Molecule: messenger RNA, 834 nt
Organism: Stegodyphus dumicola
Lineage: Eukaryota; Metazoa; Arthropoda; Arachnida; Araneae; Eresidae
Gene: Kyat
Product: Kynurenine aminotransferase
Biological process (GO): biosynthetic process
Cellular component (GO): mitochondrion; cytoplasm
Molecular function (GO): pyridoxal phosphate binding; L-kynurenine:2-oxoglutarate transaminase activity
Source: RefSeq, a predicted model, not a curated record
AUAUAUAAUAUGAGGUUGAAUUUGUAAAAUAGAUAUUUUCAAGAGAUGAACUAAUGAUGAUAGCUGAAUUAUGCCAAAAACAUGAUGUCAUUGCUCUCAUGGAUGAAGUUUACGAAUGGAUAGUGUAUAAGGGAAAUGAACAUAUAAGAAUGGCUACACUACCUGGCAUGUGGGAACGAACCUUAACUGUUGGAAGUGCUGGGAAAACAUUUAGUGUUACUGGUUGGAAGAUUGGCUGGGCUUAUGGGCCACAACAUUUGAUACAUCCUUUGCAGCUCCUUCAUCAGAAUUGCGUUUACACUUGUCCAACUCCUAUUCAAGAAGCAGUUGCUAUUGGUUUUGAAACUGAAAUAGCACUACUUGGUCAUCCAGAUGGUUACUGGAAAGAACUUUCUGAAAUGUUAGAAAAAAAGAGAGAUAAAAUGGCUAAGUUUUUAUCUGAAGUUGGAAUGGCUCCUAUUAUGCCAGAGGGUGGUUACUUUAUGAUAGCAGACUUUUCUGCUUUAGGAUCCAAAGUGAAUAUUGAUACUGAAGAAGGUACUAAAGAUUACAAGUUUGUAAAGUGGCUGUCAAAAACAAAAAAACUUCAAGGAAUCCCGCCAAGUGCCUUUUAUUGCAAUGAAGAUAAACAUUUAGCACAAAAUCUAAUUAGAUUCUGUUUUAUAAAGGAAGAUUCAACUCUUGAACAAGCUGAAAAAAUAAUAAAUGAUUUAAAGAAAUCAUUAUCUGCAUGAUUUUGUAAAUAUUGUAUCAUAGUAUGCAAUAUAUGUUAUGAUUAUAUACUAUUUUGGAAAAUGGUCUGUUUCUAAUAAAGUUUAUUUUAUUAAAUUAAUA